UAUGGUGGUUGUAUUCUACAUCACAUUGCGGCACUCGGCUACGCUGAGCCACUGAGAGCAGCACUCAGGAUUUCUGCAGGCAAUGUGAAUAGGCAAGACACGGAGGGCAAUACUCCACUUCACUGGUUGUUACGAGCUCACCAUUCAUACCGAGAUCACACAGAUGCAGCACGUUAUUUAUUAACGUAUGGAGGAAAUGCCAAGUUAAAAAAUGAGCGUGGUCAAACUCCAGCUGACGUGUAUGUGGAUAACGAAUGUAGGGAGUACGAUUCUAGAAAAAGAGAAGAACAGAAAGAAAUGCUCAUGCGUCUCUUACAAACGGGGAUGGUUCCAAUGGAAAUCUUGGCGCGUGGGCACGAAGCAAUGGAAGCUUUUAAUGAUGCUCUAGCUGAGGGAGAAGCAGAGGUUAAUCAAGGAAGGACAGUUUUCAUGGGCCUCGAGAGAGUCGGAAAAACAUCUACUAUCAAGUCAUUUUUAAGGAAUACUUUUGAUCCAAAUGAGGAUAUUACGGACGCAAUUGCCAACACAAAGGUGUGUACCCACGAAUUGCACGAUGAAUUGAAUUGGAAGGAAGCACCACCUGAUCAUUCUGGUGCCAAUGACAUGUAUGAAGCAAAAAUGGCAGAUUCCAUAGCGAAAAAAAUAUUAGAACAAGAAACGGAGAAUGUAGAAGUAACAAGACAAAGCGUGUUAUCACCAGCUAAAGCAGAGACGAAAGAUAACCAGGGACAAUCAUCAUUGAAUGUUGACGCCAGAAACCCGAAAAUAGAAUCAGAUACCAAAGAGCAGACACAGGCACAAUCGAUGGAAGAGGUCCCCGAAACCAUUGCCACUAAAGUCCAGGAGCGAAUAACAGAACUCAAGUUCACAAGAGGAAAUGCGACGCAAGAAUGGCAAAAAUCUGGCAACGAUUUCAUUAUGAGCAUCUGGGACUUCGGGGGCCAGCCGAUAUAUCAUGUGAUACAACGAAUAUUUAUGGUAUCUUUUGCCGUUAUUUGUGUGGUAUUUAACCUGGAAGAUGAUCUUGACUCCCCAGCUAAAGUCAGGGAUCCAACCACUGGUGAUAUAUACGAACACCGAAUGACAAACCUUGAGUUCAUUCUGUACUGGAUUCGUUCAGUAUAUACAAACAGUAAAGAUUCAAAAUUGGAUGAUGGGCAACUUUCACCGCCAGUACUAGUGAUUGGUACGCACUUAGGCAGCCUCAAAGGGAAUGAAGAGGAACAGAAAAGAAAGGCCGAAGAAAUAUUCAAUAAAAUUCGGAAAGCAUUGGAAGGGAAACCUUAUGAAACAAUGGUGUCAAGUUUCUUUGCUAUUGAGAACAGCUUAUCGUUCGCAAGGAGCAAUGCUUUUAAAAUUAUGAACCAGAUUUUAAAGUUUGCAAAGAAGAUGGUUAGGAAACUACCUUUGAAAUGGCUGCUUGUUCAACAAGAAAUCCAGAAGUUGAAAGUGGAACAUAUCUAUUUACCAACCAAAGAGGUGAUUGCUUUGGUUGAGCGGUGUGGGGUCAAACAAGACGCUCAAAGGGUGCUGCUUGAGUAUUUACACGACCUUGGUGAGAUUCUUUACUUUCCUGAUGACGAAGCCUUAAGGAAUAUUAUUGUUUUAGAUGUGAUGCAAUUAGUCGACAUGCUUAAAACAAUAAUCACCGUUAUUGAUCCAAAGUUAAUGAAACCAAAGCACAGAGAAGCCUGGAGGAGAUUGGACAAGGGGAUCCUAGAGGAGCAUCUGUUAAGACACCUAUGGAAGGAGUUCAAUUUUUCAGAUGAAACGUUCGACUUCUUUGUAUCUCUCAUGCAGAAGUUUGGGCUGGUCUGUGAGAAAAAAAUUACAAUGGGUGGUGAACGUCUUUUCUACGUUCUUUCACGCUUGCAGCCUAAACGAAUAGAUGCCACACAAACUAAGGAUUACGGGAUUCGGGCAGUUUCUAUCUUUCAUGAUUUUGGUAGCUAUCUACCUGAUGAUCUUUUCCAGCGGGGAGUAACUAAGUUCAUUGAGAGAUUCCAAGUAAAAGACGAUGAGCCUACAUUAUCUUAUGAGCACGUUGAGUUGAGUAUCGAUGAACUUCACCUCGUGGAUUUAAGCGUAGCCUCAAUCAAGCAUCGUCGUAUGUUUAAGACAACAAUCAUCAGACGAAAAAUCUUCAAUGCCGCUCAGCUUACCCGGGAAGAGGAACCUUCGCCGAUAGUGUGUAAGAAGGUGUUGAUAUUCCUCGAAGCAGAACUAAAGAUAUUUUGUCAGAGCGGUGCAAGGGGCGUGGAAUUAACAAGGUACAUUGCUUGCGAUUGUAGGGAUGCUCACAUGCAUAUUGUGCGCCAAUUUGACAUGGAUGUGUUGCCAUGUGGAAGCAAUGGAAUGGAAGUGACGCGCUACCGCCGACUAUUUGAAGAUGACGUGCAAAAACAAGUCCAGCUCAGUCGGAGAGUUUUAGGCACAAGAGUUCACGAACGACAGCACACAGACAAAGAUGACAUGCUAAAACAAGGUUUUGUAGAUGACGCCAUAAUUGCGACUGUAUCUGAGGAAAUGAACUACAGCUGGAAAGGUUUUGGUGUCCGUUUAGGUGUUUCAUGGGCUAGAGUUAACCAGUUUUGUGCUGAGGAACGGCUGGACUCACAAAAAGCUAUCGCUAAUAUGAUGAAGUAUUGGAGAAAAAAUGUCAAAAAUGAAACACAUCAACUGAAAGUGUUGUGCACUGUUUUGAGGCAACACGACUACAAGAGACUAGCUGGGGAAUUAUUCAGUGGUGAUCUUCUGUCCUUAGCCAAACAUGAAGGAUAUUUGACUGAUGUUGACUUGCUAUUCAUUGCCGAGAGACUUGGCAAGGACUGGAAACCGUUUGGCAUCAACAUUGGUCUGAAGGAUCAUGAAAUACAACAAAUUGAGAUGAGUUUUCCACCACCACCUAUUGUAGACGCCAUUUUAGAAAUGUUGGUCAAGUGGCGUGAAAAGCAGGAACCUCAAGAAAACUACCUCACAAAGAUGAGUAAUGAACUGGAAGCUUUCGGAAAACAAGACAUAAGUGAAGAACUCAACAGUUACUACCAGGAAAAAUAUCAGUAAAAACGAAUGGAAGAGUAUAUUGUGGGAAGUAUAUUAAUACAACAGUAAAGGGCCAUUGUAACAUCACUAUGCAUCAUGGAGUGUAUUAACCGGAAUUAAAUCACCAAAACUACUGUAUAAACCAAGCAUGUUUUAAAUUUAUGUUGUUUUCUUGUAAUUCAGUUAUGUAAUGUCAGCCUACAAUCUCGAAAAGAGCUCAUGCUAUUUUGAAACCGCUUCUUGAGGUGGGAGUAGGGGUGCUUAAAAUCGAGAUUAAUUCGGGUUUUACUGUAAAUUAAUAAAAAAAAAUAUUAUAUGUGAAAAAUAAUCUAUAUCAACACCUGUAAAUAUAGGCCUACUGUUUAAAAUGUUAACAAAAUAUGUAAAUAUGUAUAUAUUUUAUACAUUAAUAUAGGCCUGUAUAGUUUUUGCAUGUGUAUUAUGUAUAUUAAUACUAUACUACAUAUACAUUUAUUAGUAGGUACUUUAACACUCUUACUGAAAUUUAAAAGUUUAUAUGUCUUUAUGUAUAGCCUAAUAUUUGAAAGAUUUUUGACGUACAAAGUGUUUGAUAAAAACAUAUUCAAAAUGUUAAAGAUAAUCCAAAUGAGAUAUUCCUUAUUGUUUAUCUUUACGAAUGACGACGGCGAAGUCUGUGGUGAUAGUCAUGAUGUUAUAGCAUAAAAUUGCAAAAAUAUGAUGUACAUAAUUUUUAUUUAAGAAAUUUCAAUUUUUGUAUCAAGUAUGUAAAUCUGUAAAUAUCUCUGACCAAUACAGCCAGGACAGACUCACCGUAACGCCACUAAAUUUAUUAAAGUGGCGUUGAGGGCGGGCUAGUGGGCCGUUUCCAAUAGUACCCCUCGUCUACUAGUAUCUUCUUUUAGCUUCCACGACGUUGACAGGAAGUGCAUUCCAUCCAUUUACCACCUUUUGAGAAAAGAGAUGCUUCCUUCAAUUUAAUCGAGUAUAAGGCUUUUUUUAAAACUUCAACUAUGACCCUUUGUAACCGAACCAACUGCAAAGUGAAAAAACAAAUCUCUAUCGAUAUUCUAUCUCUUUUCCAUUUAAGAUUUUAUUUUUCUCGAUUAAGUCCUUAUGGUUUUUCUUGCUCCUGAAGUAGUUAAAUGCUAUAAGACGUUUUUCAUAAAUAAAAUGUUAAUACAUUUGGGA
Messenger RNA from Anneissia japonica, 4212 nucleotides. RefSeq lists its product as uncharacterized. Gene Ontology annotation, molecular function: protein binding. The annotation marks the transcript as partial. The transcript has 19 exons. The record is from RefSeq and is a predicted model, not a curated record. Gene Ontology annotation, biological process: signal transduction. Lineage: Eukaryota; Metazoa; Echinodermata; Crinoidea; Comatulida; Comatulidae.